AUGACUUCACAUGCGUUGCAGAAAGCUGCAAGAUUUGUCUACCCCCGCGAGACGGCGCAUCAUGUUGCCACCAUUCUUGGAUUUCCAUCCAAAGUCUCCCUCGCCCCUGCAUACUACGAAAGGGCAUGUGUCGACAUUGCUAAUUUAGCGUCUGCCAUUUCCGCUCACGAGCCAGUUCGGCUUUAUACGCGACCCGAAGAUGCACCAAAAGCAAAGUUCAUGGUUGACGAGGCUAUCACAAGAUAUCCGAGUGACCCUUCGAAAAUCUCCAUCAUCCCGUUUCUCACAAAUCAUCUCUGGGUGCGCGAUACAGGCCCUGUCUACGUACGGGGAGUUGGCGAAAGCACUCACCAACGCUUUGCAAUCAACUUCCGCUUUAGCGAAUGGGGCAAGAAGAUCGAUAUCAGCGCCCAUGACCGGGCUUCCGAUGGGCUGCAAUGGCCGGUGAUGGCCCCUGAACAGCUGGGAGAAAAUGCGAGCUUUGCGCGAAGGGUCAUCAAGUCUGACGUCUCUCCAUCCCAGGUCACAAUCGUAGACUCGGAGAUUUGCUUGGAAGGCGGCGCGCUAGUUGUGGACGGGGAAGGCACACUCUUCGCCACUGAAAGCAGCAUCAUCAAUGAAAAUCGCAAUCCAGGUUUUUCCAAGGCUGCGAUUGAGGCAGAACUACGCCGCUUGCUCGGCGUUGAAAAGAUCAUCUGGUUCCCAGGUAGAAAGGACCUGGAUGUCACUGAUGUGCAUGUCGAUGCUGAAGUCAACUUUGUCCGGCCCGGAGUUGUUGUCCUCUCGCGACCACAUUCAAGCGUACCUCAUCUGUGGAUGAAAGUCCAUGAGGAAAUUAGAGAUAUCCUGCAUCAAUCAGUCGAUGCGAAGGGUCGCCGAUUCAAGGUACAUAUAGUGGACGAGCCAGAUCCCAAAAUUUUCGGGGACUUGUCCUACGAGGAACCGGCGACGAACUACGUCAACUUUUAUUUUGUGAACGGGGGUCUUAUCCUUCCCCAGUUUGGGGACCAGCAGCGAGAUCGGGAAGCACUGGAACUGCUUCAGAGGCUGUGCCCCGAUCGCGUGGUUCAGCCAGUGCUGGUUACGGGGCUUCCAUUGGCUGGAGGAGUGAUUCACUGUGCGACCCAGCCAGUCCUUUCUCUUGGGUAA
This is a messenger RNA of Penicillium paradoxum, 1149 nucleotides long. Its product is annotated as agmatine deiminase family protein. The record is from RefSeq and is a predicted model, not a curated record. The transcript has a single exon. Gene Ontology annotation, biological process: putrescine biosynthetic process. Gene Ontology annotation, molecular function: protein-arginine deiminase activity; agmatine deiminase activity. Lineage: Eukaryota; Fungi; Ascomycota; Eurotiomycetes; Eurotiales; Aspergillaceae. The coding region runs from base 1 to 1149 and encodes 382 amino acids.